Messenger RNA from Austrofundulus limnaeus, 1232 nucleotides. RefSeq names its product C1q and TNF related 9 (gene c1qtnf9). Gene Ontology annotation, molecular function: protein binding. NCBI's taxonomy places the organism in Eukaryota, Metazoa, Chordata, Actinopteri, Cyprinodontiformes, Rivulidae. The transcript has 3 exons. Bases 129 to 1148 code for a protein of 339 amino acids. The record is from RefSeq and is a predicted model, not a curated record.
UCUUGCAUAACUGAUGGAGCAGAGUUAACAAGUAAACUAAAAACACUGACCAAUGGGAUGGCUUUGAGUCUGGGUUUAACCGUGUGCCAUGCUCGAACUUCUAAAAGUCUAAGAGUGCAGCUUUGACCAUGUCGCAAGUUAGGUUUGGGGUUACUCUGCUGCUGGUGCUUCUGGCCAUCAGAUGUGUUGCAGAGGAACCGACGCAAACUAAAGGCUGUGUUUGUGGAUUCCCGGGCAUACCAGGGGAUCCCGGCCACAAUGGGGMGCCUGGCAGGGACGGCCGGGAUGGACUCAGAGGGGACAAAGGGGACCACGGUGAGAUUGGACCAGUUGGACAAGCAGGUAACAAUGGCCACAAAGGAGACAAAGGAGACAUUGGUGCAACUGGCCCAGCAGGGCUCAAAGGAAAAAGAGGUGAUAAUGGGGAGCGGGGGCCUCCUGGCAAAAUUGGGCCCCAAGGAGUGCAAGGGCCCAUCGGACCAAAAGGAAAUAAGGGAGAACUUGGGCUUCCAGGCCCAGUAGGGCCUAAAGGAGACAUGGGACCUAUCGGACCAGAUGGUCCAAAAGGAGAAAUUGGUCUUCAAGGUGACAGAGGCUUUCUGGGACCUCUGGGACCCCCUGGCAAGCCAGGCCCAAAGGGAGACAUUGGUGUCCCAGGUCACAAAGGAAGCAUCGGUUACCGAGGAGAGCGUGGCACUCGAGGAGAGAAGGGAGAGCAGGGCGAAAAGGGACAGAUGCCCAUAAUCCCUAAAAGCGCCUUCUCUGUGGGACUCUCAGCUCAAACCAAACUCCCAGCAGCCAACAUGCCGAUUCGCUUUGACAAGAUUAUUUACAACGUGCAAAAUCACUACGACCCGCAAACAGGAAGGUUCACCUGCACCUCGGCCGGCGCCUACUACUUCACCUACCACAUCACAGUCUUUUCUCGGAACGUGAAAGUGGCCCUCGUGAAGAACGGGGCCAGAAUCAUCCACACCAUGGAUAACUACCAGAACAGCGAGGAUCAGGCAGCAGGGGGCGCUGUGCUGCACCUGGAGGUGGGCGACAGGGUGUGGCUGCAGGUGGUCGGAGGAGAACUGUACAACGGGCUCUUUGCUGAUGAAGAUGAUGACACAACCUUCUCUGGGUUUAUCAUUUUUGGAGUUUAAUAAAGAUUUUGAAUGUGAAAAUUAUUAACUUUUUUAAAAAAAAAGGCAUUUCAAAAAUAAAUCACAAAUUAUAUUUCUUCUUUA